CCAUUCCGGUGCUGCCUCUGCGCCCUCUCCGCCUUUUUCUUUUCUCGGGGCUUUGUGCCUGUCACCUUUGGCUUGUUUCCUCCGUUCUGCUCGUCUCUCUGACCCGGGUGCAGGUCAUCCUCCUAGGCUUCAGAGUCUGACAUCUGACGGCCUAUCUUCGCGCCCCACGGAGGAGCACCCCCUGCCCAGAGACACCCACUGCAGAGCCGGGUGCAGCGAAGCGGUCAUGGAAGAAAUGAACAGACCUUUGUUCCAGCAGGAAGACAAGAAUGGGAUUACUUACAGGAUCCCCGCCCUGCUCUACAUUCCCCACAAACAUACCUUCCUGGCCUUUGCAGAAAAGCGGUCCACACUCAAGGAUGAGGAUGCGCUCCACCUGGUGAUGAGGCGAGGACUGAGGACUGGACACUCAGUAGAGUGGGGACCCCAGGAGCCACUGAUGGAAGCAAUAUUACCUGGGCAUCGGACCAUGAACCCCUGUCCUGUGUGGGAGCGGAAGAACAGCUGUGUAUACCUGUUCUUCAUCUGUAUACGAGACCAUGUCACUGAGUGUCACCAGAUUGUGUCAGGCAGGAAUGCUGCCCGCCUGUGCUUCAUCUGCAGCCAGGAUGCAGGCCAUACAUGGAGUAAGCUGAGAGAUUUGACAGAGGAGGUGAUUGAGUUCUCAGAGAUGAGGCACUGGGCCACCUUUGCUGUGGGGCCAGGUCACGGCAUCCAGAUUCAGUCAGGGAGGCUGAUCAUCCCUGCGUAUGCCUAUUAUUUCUCACACCGGUUCUGUGGCUUCCCACUGUCAUGUUUCACCAAGGCUCACUCCCUGAUGAUCUACAGUGAUGACUUCGGCCUCACGUGGCACCAUGGCAAGUUCAUUAGGGGCCUGGUGACCGUGGAGUGCCAAGUGGCAGAAGUGACUGGGAAAUCUGGUUUUCCUGUGCUCUACUGCAGUGCCCGCACACCAAACAGGUUCCGGGCAGAGGCUCUUAGUAUUAAUCAUGGUGAAUGCUUUCAGAGGCAGGCCCUGAACCUAAAGCUGUGCGAGCCCCCCAAUGGCUGCCAAGGCAGUAUCUUGAGCAUCCAGCCCUUGCAGAUCCCGCAUCGAUGCCAGGAUCCUGAUGACAAAGAUGCUCCCACCACUGAGAAGAGUUCCCAAAUGGACAAAUUACUGCAGCUGGAGGAAAGAGCUGGAAAAUUGUCAGGAACAUGGCUCUUGUACUCACACCCCACCAAUAAGAAAAAGAGAAUCAAUCUAGGUAUCUACCUCAACCAGAGCCCCUUGGAUACUGCCGGCUGGUCUCAACCUUGGAUUUUGCACGAUGGACCCAGUGGUUACUCUGAUCUGGCUCUUGUGGAGGAGCAGGGCUUGUUUGGAUGUUUGUUUGAGUGUGGGAGUGAGCAUGAAUGUGAACAGAUUGUCUUUCGCCUGUUUACGCACUUAGAUGUCCUGAGCCACACGCAAGAGGACUGUGCCAGACCUGCUGGGAUGCAACCUGAGCCAGUUCAGCACUGACUUGCUAUCUCUAGAAGGGAGUAACAACCAGAGCUGCGGUACCAGAGCUUUCUAACAGCUCAGUUCACUUAUUUUGCCUUUACUCUUUCCUUCUUUUUUAAAGAGAAAAGGGAAAGUUUUGCCAUAGUUAAUUGCUGAACUGCCAGUUGGCUGGCCACAAUGUGAUCUUGGCUCUGCCACUGACCUGCUUAAAGACCUUGGAUAUGCCUCCUGGACUCUAGGGGGCUCAGGUCUCCAUUUUUAAAGUGAUAGAAUUAGCUUGUGGUUUUUCAUCUUCCCAUUGCUAGGUGAGGCAUAGUGCCAGUGUGCUCCACAGUCAGCAAGUCCUGGCUACAUAAAGGACUGAGCUUGAAUGGAGGUCAGAGGGCUUCUCUUUUCAGAUGGUCCACUCUUGUUCAAGCAGGUUUUUGUGUGGCAAGAAGGAAGUUGUGGGGGUUUUUUUGUUUUGUUUUUGUU
Dipodomys ordii (Ord's kangaroo rat) is the source of this 1960-nucleotide messenger RNA. It is a transcript of the gene Neu3, whose product is annotated as sialidase 3 (membrane sialidase). Gene Ontology annotation, molecular function: exo-alpha-sialidase activity. Lineage: Eukaryota; Metazoa; Chordata; Mammalia; Rodentia; Heteromyidae. Gene Ontology annotation, biological process: ganglioside catabolic process; oligosaccharide catabolic process. The record is from RefSeq and is a predicted model, not a curated record. The coding region runs from base 227 to 1504 and encodes 425 amino acids. The transcript is spliced from 3 exons. Gene Ontology annotation, cellular component: membrane; cytoplasm; lysosome.